Molecule: messenger RNA, 672 nt
Organism: Hirsutella rhossiliensis
Lineage: Eukaryota; Fungi; Ascomycota; Sordariomycetes; Hypocreales; Ophiocordycipitaceae
Product: polyprotein
Exons: 3
Coding region: 1-672 (223 amino acids)
Source: RefSeq, a predicted model, not a curated record
AUGAUCAGAGACAUCACGAUGGCAUACACACAAUCCCAGACCAAGCUGGCCCGUGUCAUCCUUGCAGCCCUUCCUCAAGAACUCAAAAGAAGAUAUCCAGAGGGAACAAUCCUGCGAAUCGUGAAGCCGCUAUAUGGCAUCGCAGAGGCAGGAGCCCACUGGUUCAACACAUAUCACGACCAUCACUGCCGCAAGCUUAAUAUGGAAACCUCUUCGUUUGACCCGUGCCUUCUGAUCACGGCAAACAACAUCGCCGACAAGGACCUGUUUGGCAUCGCGGCCUUGCAAACGGAUGACACAUUCAUUGUUGGCACAGAUGCAUUUCUCAAGAUCGAGGAGAAAGAACUCUGCUUUAAGGCCAAGCCAAAGAGAUUCUCCAAGAAGAAGGGCCAAGCCCAAAACCUCGAGGAGAUCAAUCUUCAGGCAUCAAAGCCCGUUAAUACCGACUUCAAGGCUUUGAACAAGCGGAUUGAAUGGCAGAUCAACAAUCCCGACCGUGGCCUAUGUUACAUACCCAUCGAUCUCGAGAGCGCGAAGAUCUUUGUGUUCACCGAUGGAUCAUUCGCCAACAAUAAGGAUUUAAGCUCUCAAAUCGGCUUUGUGAUUAUCAUCGCCAAUGAGACCGCGCAAUCAACCGAUUCAUUUUCCAUCCGCGGAAACAUUCUUCAUUGA